AUGACCAGUAACACGUUAACGCGUACUCAGAAUAGCCGCGUGCUGCAGGCUUUUCGCGCCAUUGGCAUCGUGGUAGCUGAUGUACCACUUGUGUGGUAUGGCAUGGGUAAAGCGAGCUUUGCAACGGCGUCGCUGGGCAAGUCUUUUAUCGUGUACAAGUGCGACAAAUUAACGCCUGUGCUCGUGUCGCCUCAGCUGCCCAAGCGCAUUGCGGCCUUGGCCGUACAGCCUCAGAGACAAUUGACUUUUACAGCCUGUGGCCGUCAAAUUAUAGUUUGGAAUCGAGUGGAUAGGGUCCAGACAUUGGUUGGACACAAAGGAGCUAUUAAACAGCUCAUGACUGUGGGCACGGUCCUCUUUUCACUGGAUGACGCGCGUAGCAUCAUCAUGUGGGACUUGGACACGUUGAAGAUUAUUGACACGUUGAGUUUUCCAGUCCAGUUUGAGCCUACGAGAAUGCUGCACCCAGACACGUACUUGAACAAGAUCUUGAUCGGGUCCAAACAAGGUCCGUUGCAGCUCUGGAACGUCCGGAAGAAAACCUGUGUGUUUGAGUUUACAGGAUGGGGCAGUGCUGUGACGGCGCUCGAACAGAGUCCUGCGGUGGACGUUGUGAGUAUCGGUCUGGCAGAUGGACGGCUGAUGGUUCAUCACUUGCAGCUCGAUCAGCGCGUGCUAGACUUUCGACAGGAACAGCAGAGUGGAAUCACAGCCAUGUCUUUCAGAACGGAUGCAGGUGCAUCGACGACACCGUUAGCCGUCUCGGGAUCGCGCUCUGGUGAUAUUGCCGUGUGGAAUCUGCAAACGAAACGUCUGGAGUCGGUGAUUGCGAACGCGCACGAUGGCGCUGUGAUGUCGCUGCAGUUCUUAGCUAAUGAGCCGUUAUUGCUGUCGUCGGGUACGGAUAACUCGAUAAAGCUGUGGAUCUUUGACCACCUAAAUGGCGGUACUGCUCGCUUGUUAAAGUCUCGUGAGGGUCACCAUGCGCCACCGACGCGCAUCCGUUAUUACGGUAACAACACGCUUGCUACAAUGGCAGACGGUGCUGACGGCACAUGCUGUCAGAUUUUGUCCGCCGGGCAGGACCGCGCCUUCCGUGUCUUCCACACCGCUCGUGAGCAGCAAAGCAGAGAGAUGUCCCAGGGCCCAGUUCUCAAGAAAGCGCGCAGCUUAAAUGUGCGCGUCGAGGACUUCAAGCUACCGCCUAUCGUGCAGUUUGCUGCUAUGGAGACGCGUGCACGCGAUUGGGCAAACGUAGUUACGUGCCACGAGAACGAAAUUGCAGCCUAUGUAUGGCGUUUUGAUCACCGUGCUAUUGGCAAGAAGGUGCUUCGUCAGUUCGACCCGAGCAACCGCGCUCCUUCUGGUAGCACGGAGGAUUUGCGUCGCAAAAAGACACAAGCUACGAGCGUGGCUAUCAGUUCUUGUGGUAACUAUGCACUAGUUGGCAGUCUGGGCGGAGCUAUUUUUCAGUACAACAUGCAGUCUGGAGAAGCUCGUGGUUCGUUUCCGGUGGCGGUGACUCCGAAGCCAAAGAUUAUUAGCUCGCUCGUGCUACCUGGAACAGAUUUGUCGGUACUGCAAGACGACGAAUACGACAAGACCGCUGCUGAUGCUCAUGACGGACCUGUCAGCGCUGUGGCUGUUGAUGCCCUUAAUAAGACUUUGGUCUCGGCAGGAAUCGAUGGCAAACUGAAAUUUUGGGACUUCCAGAAAGCACGACCUGUGCCACACGAUUAA
This is a messenger RNA of Peronospora matthiolae, 1740 nucleotides long. NCBI's taxonomy places the organism in Eukaryota, Oomycota, Peronosporomycetes, Peronosporales, Peronosporaceae. The record is from the annotation of a GenBank genome assembly.